Mercurialis annua (annual mercury) is the source of this 1241-nucleotide messenger RNA. Its product is annotated as short-chain dehydrogenase TIC 32, chloroplastic-like. NCBI's taxonomy places the organism in Eukaryota, Viridiplantae, Streptophyta, Magnoliopsida, Malpighiales, Euphorbiaceae. Bases 133 to 1080 code for a protein of 315 amino acids. The transcript is spliced from 8 exons. The record is from RefSeq and is a predicted model, not a curated record.
GUCAAACAAUGUCUUCUAUGGUCUACCCAACAACAACACAAAAUUGUUUAUAUUUUGUAAGUUUUUGGAAAUAUAUAUACAAUUAAUAUACAGUUACUAACUUUUUGCAUUUCAAGAAUCUGUGCACAAAAAAUGUGGAUUUUUGGUUGGAAAGGGCCAUCUGGGUUCUCAGCUACAUCAACAGCUGAGCAAGUUACACAAGGGGUUGAUGGAACUGGACUCACUGCCAUUGUUACAGGAGCAUCGAGUGGUAUUGGCGUCGAGACUGCGCGUGUUCUUGCUUUGCGUGGCGUACAUGUGGUUAUGGCGGUAAGGAAUGUAGAUGCAGGUGGGAAUGUCAAAGAAGCAAUACUUAAGCAAAUCCCCUCUGCUAAGAUUGAUGUUAUGCAAUUAGAUCUUAGCUCAAUGGCUUCAGUCAGGAAAUUUGCUUCGGAAUAUAUAUCCUCCGGUCUUCAACUGAAUCUCCUGAUUAAUAAUGCAGGCAUUAUGGCAACUCCUUUCAUGCUUUCCCAAGAUAAAAUUGAACUGCAGUUUGCUACAAACCAUGUCGGCCAUUUUCUUCUUACGGAUCUUUUGUUGGAGACCAUGAAAAAAACAGCACGUGAAAGCAAUCGGGAGGGAAGAAUUGUCAACGUAGCUUCAGGAGGCCAUCUCUUUGCAUAUCGUGAAGGGAUUCGUUUCGAAAAAAUCAAUGAUGAAUCAGGAUACAAUAGCUUAUAUGCUUAUGGGCAAUCAAAGCUGGCUAACAUUUUGCACGCUACUGAGCUAGCAAGACGCCUUAAGGAAGAUGGAGUGAAUAUAACUGCUAAUUCUCUUCAUCCUGGAGGAAUCGGCACUAAUCUUCUGCGUCAUCACAGUUUUAUCGAUGGGUUCAUAUCGCUAGUUGGUAAAUAUGUGCUGAAAAAUAUCGAGCAGGGUGCAGCAACCACAUGCUAUGUAGCAUUGAAUCCACAAGUCAAGGGAGUUACUGCUCAAUAUUUUUCAGACAGUAACAUAAUAGAACCAGGUUCUCAUGCUAAGGAUGCUGAUUUGGCCAAAAGACUUUGGGAUUUCAGCGUCAGAUUGACCAAUCCUAACUAGCUUAAUGAUCUUCUAGACGAUAAAUUGAUUUGAUAACUCGAUAUUGUUAUUUAUGAUAUUGAUCAGCAUCGAUAGCAUCUAGAUGGAAAUAAUCCCAUUGUAUUUUUAAAGCGACAAAUUGUAUUAUCUCUAUUGGUAUGAAAUCGUAACUGUUCAUGCUU